Molecule: messenger RNA, 751 nt
Organism: Gamsiella multidivaricata
Lineage: Eukaryota; Fungi; Mortierellomycota; Mortierellomycetes; Mortierellales; Mortierellaceae
Exons: 1
Coding region: 144-497 (117 amino acids)
Source: RefSeq, a predicted model, not a curated record
UCUAUACUCAUAUACACAAAGGUAAUGCUAACAUCCUUGGUUGUACCUUACAAUUGUUAUUAAAAUAUGCACUCUUUCCAACUCUGAAUUCUAAUUCUUCAAUCAAAAAAAUAUCUUGUCUUUUUCAUAGUAAAUAUAUCAUAAUGCUUGUCAAGGCUCUUGCUCUCGCUCUUACCGUCGUGGCCCUCGUGUCGGCACAAAGUAUCCCACGUACACCAACGGCCGCAGGAGGAUGUGCAACUGAUUUCGAGGAAAUGGCAUGCAAAGGAAAUGUUGAUCUCUGCUGCCCUAUUAUUAAGAAGGGGUGCCAGGAGUACCGCAAGCAAUGCACCUUGAAAGGAACAAAGUCCUCUUUGAUUCGAAACAAGUGCAGCCCCCCAAAGCCAGCAGGCUGUCCUGCCAACACCUUCGGAUGCCCAGCUGACUAUGGUGGAAACUGCUGUCCUAAUGGCUCAUUCUGUGGUACUAUUGGAGCCGACUUUGUUUGCUUCUCUUAAAUCACAAAUUAUCAACACCUACACCCUUCUUCCCCCACUUUCAUAUUCUAGUAAGGGUAUGUAGUCUACAUUAAACAUAACCCAAUAAUAUUAAUUACUCCUAUUCAAGGCAACUAAGACGAAUGCUUUGCGAUAAAUUAAGGUUUAUACGUACUUAGUAAAUACAAGUAAGCACGAGACAAGAGUGGGAUCUUUAAUAGCACCGUCCGGUCCCCUUAAAAUAGGUCGUCGGAUGGUCUUUUCUAUGUAAUGUG